ACGAGGGAGACACGGGCACAUUCUCAUUCUGACUGAAUCUCUUCCUCGGAGUCGGAGAACUUCCCUUGCUCUCCCCUGCAACAAUGCCGAGCACAGAUGCAGACUUCGAUCUCAGACAGUCUCCACAGUCCGCCUUCUCUAUGGGAGAUUACACAUUCGCCGAUGCCGGAAACUUGGAGCAUUGUGCUAAGUACUUGAAUCAAACGCUCGUCACAUUUGGCUUUCCCUCUUCGCUUGAUCUGUUUGCUAAUGAUCCUUUUUCUGGGCACUAUAGUUCUGAUGAUGAGCAGGUCAUGAGAAUUAGUAAAAUGGUUGCGACUCACUUGCAGCACCCAGCACGCCGUCAUGUGAUAAUUGUUGGAGCCUUGGAGGAAUUAUUUGCGUUAUUUUGGAAUACUUUGUAAAUUUAAUUAUUUUGGGUUAAUCUUCAAUUCAUGUAAUAGUAGAAUGUUAUAUUCUCUGGGUAUAUUUAGGUUAUUUUUAAGUGUCCCAUACUCCCAUUUCCAUUAUAUUUAGGUUAAUUAUGUCGAUAACUGACCUACUUCUGUGAUGACCCUGUUUCUUGGCCCAAUAUAAUGAAGCGCCAUGGAGCUAGAAUUGGUGAUGCUCAUUUAUUGAUGUCAGCAAAAAUUGUCAGAAAUGUGUAGUUUUCCUUGGUCUUUUCAGUGCGUGGUAAAGUGCCUGACCGUAGCUAACAUGUUAAUGAGGUUGUUGAUACCCAGCUUUUAAAUAGCUUGGCAGUGUCUGUUUCUGAUAAAUUGGUUAUUAUUUUUAACUUUUUUUAUCCCUAUUUUCUGUGCUUUCUCCAAGCAUUUUUGAUGUAAAGCUUCUAUACUCAUUUUGGAGUAUCUGUUAAUAUACAUCACAUCUUAUUCAUCAUUUAGACUAAUGGAUAUUGGAAUAUACAUAUCUUCAACAUUUUAGGGCGUCGGAUAUUGGGGUACGAAGUGAUAUUAUUGCUCGAGAUCUGAAUCUUCCGGUGGAUAAAAUCAGGAAAGCUUUAGAUUAUCUUCAAAGUGAAGCCAUUGUUUACUCAACAAUUGAUGACCACUUUAAGCUUAUUGACUGACAUCUAUUAACGUUUAGGAGAACCAAAACUUCAGGCUACUCAGGGUUUAACCUCUUUUGGUUGUCUAUAUUAGGAAGAUGUAAAUGCAUUCUAAGGAAAAUGUUUAAAGUGGUCUUUUCUCUCGCAGCUUGGUUUUCUAUGGAUUUCUGUUAUGUAUCCGAGUAGGCUAUAAGUAACCUUCGAUGAAUUUGCACUGUGGCUUUCAUUUCUGUGAAUAUUAAUUUUAACUAAAUUUAGGGUCUCAAC
This is a messenger RNA of Rubroshorea leprosula, 1315 nucleotides long. NCBI's taxonomy places the organism in Eukaryota, Viridiplantae, Streptophyta, Magnoliopsida, Malvales, Dipterocarpaceae. The record is from the annotation of a GenBank genome assembly.